AAUUAGCAAUUGAUGGUAUCGCCUGGUCAAUGUGAGAAAUUGGUGGAAGAGAAGAGUAGAAAGCGAACGAGAUGGUAGGCAUUGUGAGUGGUGUUUGAUUUAUAAGAAGGUGGGUCAUGGCUUACACCCAUUCUACACUCUUUUCCAACACUCUUCGAUUCCCACUCGCCUCUUUCCCAAACACCCACCUCCAUCCACCCUCCGCACACCUCUCCCUUCGCCCCCUCACUUUCAGACGCCUCAUUGCCAUUGCCCUCCAUUCCAACGCCCUUCUUCCCCCAAUCAAAGCUUCCAUGGCCGACACCAACAAAAACGUCGCCGUCGAGGUCUUCGACAAGGACGAUCUCGCCGUCUCUCUCGCCAAAUACGUCGCCGAUCUCUCCGACAAGUUCACCAAGGAAAGAGGGGCUUUCACUGUUUGCCUCUCCGGUGGCUCUUUGAUCAAAUAUCUCGGGAAGCUUCUGGAACCCCCUUAUGUUGAUUCUCUUGAAUGGUCCAAAUGGCACGUGUUUUGGGUCGAUGAGAGAGUCGUGCCCAAGACCCAUGAGGAUAGUAACUACAAGCUUGCCCUCGAUGGCCUUCUCUCCAAGGUGCCAAUUCCUCCAGGCAAUAAUUAUGCAAUCAAUGAUGCCCUUUCAGCUGAGGGAGCAGCUGAUGAUUAUGAGACAUGUCUAAGACAAUUGGUCAAGAACAAUGUGAUAGCUUCAUCACCAGCCAGCGGAUUUCCAAAAUUUGAUCUCAUGCUGCUGGGCAUGGGCCCUGAUGGCCACGUAGCUUCAUUGUUCCCGGGGCAUCCUCUUGUGGAGGAGAAUAAAAGAUGGGUUGCCUUCAUUAAGGACUCCCCAAAACCACCCCCAGAGAGAAUAACUUUCACCUUUCCGGUGAUUAAUGCUUCUGCCUACGCAGCACUUGUGGUGACUGGCAAGGGUAAAGCAGAUGCAGUUAACUCUGUGUUGGGCAAAUCUCAAAAUUCUGCUAAGCUUCCUGCUGGAUUGGUUGCACCUGAAGGGGAGUUGAAAUGGUUCCUAGACAAAGGUGCAGCCUCAAAGCUGUAGAUCCAGUAGCUAAGCCAUGAUCUAAAUGCUGUGCUAGUGUAUUUUACCUUUGCAAUAAUCGAGUGUGUAUGAGAAGAGAGACAUAUACACUAUACUGAAUAUCCUUAUCUCGGUUAUAGUUUUGCACUGAAGAGGGUCCAUUGUCAUUUGUGACAAUAAAGAGGAUAUGAAGUUAUUUUGCUUCAAAAUUUCUUAUUUGUCCCCCCUCCAAAUUUUCCAAUUAAUGUGCACCAACCCCACCCUUUCAGCGCA
Cajanus cajan (pigeon pea) is the source of this 1307-nucleotide messenger RNA. RefSeq names its product putative 6-phosphogluconolactonase 4, chloroplastic. Gene Ontology annotation, biological process: carbohydrate metabolic process; pentose-phosphate shunt. The record is from RefSeq and is a predicted model, not a curated record. Lineage: Eukaryota; Viridiplantae; Streptophyta; Magnoliopsida; Fabales; Fabaceae. Gene Ontology annotation, molecular function: 6-phosphogluconolactonase activity.